UAAAGUUACUGGUUUUAGUUUUAUAAUAUGUGACCAAUAAAACUUGAUCCGAGCGUGUUUUAAAAAGUUAAAAUCGAAAAGACCUGUUAUCAAUAAAUUUAAAAUUAAGCCAUGCCACGUGUUAAAAAAAUUGUUGACUGUAAGAAUGAGAAUGGGCAACAGUUGUAUCAAGUUAAAUGGGAAAGUUCAUGGGAAACUGCUGAAAGUCUUGCUGGUUGCCAAAGUCUAAUAAACGAAUUUUGGGAUUAUGUCCAUAAUUGCAGACAUGCUGGUGGAUUUAGUCCAAAACAAAUUAAAAAGCCUAAAUUAGAAAUAAAGCAAGAUCAAUUGACUCCUUUAAAACAGGAGCCAUUUUCUCCAGUUCACAGUUCUCAAUACAAUUUUGGUUAUAUAUCCUUAUUAAAUUCAUCAGUUCUUAGCACUGAAAAAUUUCCAAUUGGACAACAAUCAGAAUUAAUGGGUAAUGUUUUUCUCAGCACCCCAGAAAGAAUUAAAAUCAAAAAAGAAAACCAAACAGAUGUUGCUUAUCCCAAUUUUCAGCAAUCUAAUGUUUCCAUCAUUCAACAGACAAAUAAUAAAAUGUCAAAUAUUCAACAACCUAAUAUCCAACAAUUAUCUACCCAACAAUCAAAUAUCCAACAGUUCAAUAUUCAGCAAGUUACAAAAACUGAAUCAAGUAAUGAAUCUGAUUAUUCUAUUUCCUCUGCUAGUUCACCUUUGUCUAAUCAAAAUAAAGGUGUUGGAAGGGGAAAAGGUAGAGGAUUGCAAUUUGGACAAGCUCUUAACCAGGGUACACCUAGUAAACAGUUAAAUGCUGCCACAAAAUUAGAUGAGUCGCUGUCAAAUACAAUUCAAGAUGGGUCAACGAACCAGACUCCGAAAUAUUAUGAGAAGGUUGUUGAGAGCUGGAAUCACCCUCACGUCAAAAUUAUUUUGGUCUGCAGAGUAUGCAACAAGGAACAAAAGUCUACAAAUCCUCUUACUUGGAAACUCCAUUUUUUAACUCAUUCAGAAUCUAAGCCGUAUAAUUGCAAUGUAUGCGGCAGAGGUUUUGUUCAGUCUACGGCCUUUAAAUUGCAUAUGAAAACUCAUUUAAACUGAGUCAGCUUUUUAUUCUCUAAAAAUACUUCUAAAAUUAUUUUCACUAAAGCUGUUUAAAGAAAAAAAACUUGACGAGUUGCUGUUGUGUUGUGUUUUUUUUUUUUCUUUUUCUCGUUAUUCUCGUUUACUUUUAAUGUAAAAAUAAUUUCAUCAUAAAUUAAUUUAAAGACCAACAAAAGAGAAUGCUUUAAACGUGGAAGAUCUUAUUUUUCAGUUUUGUUUGUAUUUUCUUAAAGACUAUUUUUAUUUUUUUACUCUACGUGUUUUUCUUAUGUUUUUAUUUUGUAAUAAAUUGAGACACGUUAUGUUUUUUAAGAGUACUAGAGAGUACUUUGGCAAUUAUUUUUAUUGCAUUUUUAAAAAGCGUUUUAAUCAGAACUUUUAAAGGUGUAAAGCUUUUUUUAUUUUAUACUCUGGUCGUUGAGGUAAUUUAGGCUAUAUUUCCGUGCAUUGACAAACGAUAUAACUGUUAAUAAUUUUCUUAUUUAUUGCAUAUAUUUUAACAAAGUUAUGUAAAAGACGAUGCCAAAUUUUGAUUUUACCUGACACUGGUUAUCUUAACGAUACAUUAAACUAUUUAACGAUGAAAAAAAAUUCAUUUAUGGCUGUUGAAAACUAAAACAAUGUUUACUUAAAAAUGUAUAUAUAGAUUUUGGCAUAUUGUGUUGUUUAUAUGAGAUAUAUACAUAUUUUUAUUUAGUAACUAUGCUUUAAAAUUAUAAAUAUAUAUUUAUGUUUAGAA
Hydra vulgaris (swiftwater hydra) is the source of this 1843-nucleotide messenger RNA. Its product is annotated as zinc finger protein weckle. Lineage: Eukaryota; Metazoa; Cnidaria; Hydrozoa; Anthoathecata; Hydridae. Gene Ontology annotation, biological process: regulation of transcription by RNA polymerase II. Gene Ontology annotation, cellular component: nucleus. Gene Ontology annotation, molecular function: RNA polymerase II cis-regulatory region sequence-specific DNA binding; DNA-binding transcription factor activity, RNA polymerase II-specific. The record is from RefSeq and is a predicted model, not a curated record.